GUUGAACAGAAACAAAUAAAUGAAACAAAAAGAUUUGUACCAACAAUUAACUCUAAUCACAAUAUUGACUAGUCAAUCAUAUUAACACCGAAUUAACUGAAUAGACAGAAUAAUCUAUCAGAUUUUCACCAUAGGCUAGAGAAAGAAAGAGAGAGAAAAGACUAAUCAUUGGAGAGAGAGAGAGAAAAGAGAAACCAAUGAAAGGAGAAAAAAGUGAGCAUCGAAAUAGGAAAAGUUUCCUCCUAGAACUUUUUUCUCUUAUUCUUCUUAAAAGAAGACCAAUCACUCCUCCCAGUUCCCAGUUCUCUCUCAGACUCACUCACUCUCUCUCUCUCUCUCUCUCUCUCUCUUCAUAGGGAUGAUAUUUCACUUUUUCUAUCAUCAUCAUAAUCUAAAAACUCACUCAAUUCAAAAGUUGUCAUUUGUUCACAUCGACUUUUUAUCCAAGUGACAUGAGAAAUUAACAAGGAUUGAUUUGGAAAUUAAUUAAACUCCUAUUGUAGUUAAAUUGUUGAAUUGAUUGUUGAUUGUUUACUAAAUUUGUUCAAUUAUGUCGGUUGAUAGUGUUGUUGUUGAUAAUAACACCAAUGGUGAUGAUGGUUUAACAUCAUCAAAUAGUAACAAGGUAACAAUUGGUUUCAGUGUUUCGGAUAUUUUAAAAUUACCAACCAAUAAACGGAUCGGUGUAAAUUGUAAUUAUAAAUCAUUAAAAUCAUUAUCAUUAACCUUAUCAGCUUCAUCUUCAUCAUCUUCAUCGUCCUCAUCAUCAUCACCAUUAUCAUCUUCCUCAUCACCACCUUCAUCUUCAUCAAAUGAUAACAUUGUAAAUAAUAAAUUAAAGGAUAAAACUUUAUCCUCAUCAUCUUCAUCAUCAUCAUCAUCCGUUAAUGAAUCAAUUGAUUGUUCAUCACCAUCAACAAACAAUAAUGUUAACCAUCAAAUUAAUCAACAUAAUUUCACUUCACCGUUAUAUUAUUACACUAAUCCAUAUUCAAGAUGGCUGCCAACAACCAGUGACCAUUUAUUUUACUUAUCCUCACAUCGUUCAGGAUCGACUUCAACCUCUUCCACUUCAUCGUCGCUAUCAAGGUUAGAUACACGAUUUUUUAAUUCGAAUGGACAAAAGAGAAAACGUCGGCAUCGAACUAUUUUCACCGAGGAACAAUUAGAACAAUUAGAACACGCGUUCCAACGGACUCAUUAUCCUGAUGUCAUUUUACGUGAACAAUUGGCCGCUCAGAUUGACCUGAAAGAGGAAAGAGUUGAGGUUUGGUUCAAAAAUCGUCGAGCAAAAUGGCGGAAACAACAGAAAGAAGAUCAAGAUAAGAGGCGACAAUUAAUCUCAUCUGAUUUACUAUUUCGAUCAACAAAUCAUCAAAUUAAUCAUCAUCAUCACAAUGAACAUUUCACCGAUUGAUGUUAAUUAACUAAUUAUUGUAAUCAAAUUUCAAUUGUAAAAAACAGCCCGAAAAUCAUUGUAACUGUAAAA
This is a messenger RNA of Panonychus citri (citrus red mite), 1489 nucleotides long. Its product is annotated as homeobox protein ceh-17-like. Gene Ontology annotation, biological process: regulation of transcription by RNA polymerase II. The transcript has 3 exons. Lineage: Eukaryota; Metazoa; Arthropoda; Arachnida; Trombidiformes; Tetranychidae. The record is from RefSeq and is a predicted model, not a curated record. Gene Ontology annotation, molecular function: DNA-binding transcription factor activity, RNA polymerase II-specific; RNA polymerase II cis-regulatory region sequence-specific DNA binding. Bases 551 to 1417 code for a protein of 288 amino acids. Gene Ontology annotation, cellular component: nucleus.